AUGAAAACCAUCCCACACCAGGAAAACCAUCCAACACCAGGAAAACCAUCCCACACCAGGAAAACCAUCCAACACCAGGAAAACCAUCCAACACCAGGAAAACCAUCCAACACCAGGAAAACCAUCCAACACCAGGAAAACCAUCCCACACCAGGAAAACCAUCCAACACCAGGAAAACCAUCCAACACCAGGAAAACCAUCCAACACCAGGAAAACCAUCCAACACCAGGAAAACCAUCCCACACCAGGAAAACCUUCAAACACCAGGAAAACCUUCAAACACCAGGAAAACCAUCCAACACCAUGAAAACCAUCCAACACCAGGAAAACCAUCCAACACCAGGAAAACCUUCAAACACCAGGAAAACCUUCAAACACCAGAAAAACCAUCCCACACCAGGAAAACCAUCCCACACCAGGAAAACCAUCCAACACCAUGA
Molecule: messenger RNA, 441 nt
Organism: Knipowitschia caucasica
Lineage: Eukaryota; Metazoa; Chordata; Actinopteri; Gobiiformes; Gobiidae
Source: the annotation of a GenBank genome assembly